Molecule: messenger RNA, 2097 nt
Organism: Quercus robur (English oak)
Lineage: Eukaryota; Viridiplantae; Streptophyta; Magnoliopsida; Fagales; Fagaceae
Exons: 2
Molecular function (GO): zinc ion binding; nucleic acid binding
Source: RefSeq, a predicted model, not a curated record
AUGCCUCCUAAAAAGAAAGCACGUAAAGUAAGGCAUGUGGAUGAGGUUACAACUCCAGAGCAUGGCCAUAGGCAAUGCCAAGAGCAUGAGAGAUCUGUCACUCCUGAUGGUGGCGAGAUUGAUGAGGUGGCAGACAGGAUUUAUGCUAGGAUUGCUAGAGCCGUCCAAGGUGGUGAACGUAGGAGGGGGGAUUGCCUUUUUACGGAGUUUCGUAAGCAAAACCCUCCAACUUUUGAUGGGGGACCUGAUCCUAUGGCAGCAGAGAAUUGGCUGCUAAAGAUGGAAAAAUUACUGAGAGCCCUUGAAUGUAUUGAUGCUCAGAAGGUGUUGUAUGCCACUUAUGCUCUUCAGGGUUCUACUGAUAGAUGGUGGUCAAGCACUGAGCCAUUGUUGAGUUCGGAGUUGGGAAGGGGCACUCCCAUUACUUGGGAGAAGUUUAAGGAAGUUUUCAAUAGGACAUACUUCCCCGAUGUAGUGAGGGACCGUAAAGCAAGAGAAUUUUCUGAUUUGGUUCAGGGGGCUAUGACAGUGGAGGAGUAUGUUGCUAAGUUUAUUGAGCUCUCUCGCUUUGCUCCUUACUUGAUUCCGGAUGAGUCCAAGAAAGUGAAAAAGUUUCGGGAGGGCCUUGAUGGUAGGAUUCGCCCUCUCAUUAUAGCCUCUGGAGUGGAUACUUUUACUGAGGCUGUGAAGCGGGCAAUGAGUCUUGAAGAAGACUUUAAGUACAACCCCAGUUCCAAGGAGAGUGAAAAGAACCAAGGGCCCUUUCAUUCUCAACACGAUAAGGGUCAAGGGCAUAAGAAAGGAUUCUUUAAAAACUCGGGUAAUAGAGGACAAUCUUCUAGGCAUAGCAAGAAUGCCUAUCCUCAGUCUGGUGAUAAGAAAUCUUGCUCUCGUUGUGGUAAACUUCAUGAUGGACAAAAUUGUGAUGGAGUCAAGAUUUGCUUUACUUGUAAGCAACCCGAACACUUUGCUAGAGAUUGCCCAAGUUCUAAGGGCUCGGGUUCCUCUUCCUCAUCUCAAGUUGCAAAGGGUAAUGACAAUGGGAAGAAGGUGCAAGUUCUUUUUGAUCCUGGUUCUACGCAUUCUUUUGUUUCUUGUGCAUUUGCUAAAAAUCAUGAAAAGAGCCCUGAACUACUUGAUUUUGAGUUAUCGGUUUCUACCCCUGUUGGUGAUACUUUAAUGACUAAUCUUGUGCUUAAGUCUUGUAUUAUUUGUAUUGAGGGUAGAGAGUUAUUGGCUGAUUUGGUGUUGUUAGAUAUGCAUGAUUUUGAUGUCAUUUUGGGCAUGGAUUGGUUGGCUUCUUACCAUGCUAGUGUGCAUUGUUUUGAGAAAGAGGUGGUGUUUAGGCCUCCAGGUGAAUCAGAAUUUCUAUUUAAGGCUUCAUGUUUGCCUUUUAUGCCUUGUGUGAUAUCAUGCAUACAAGCAAACCGCUUGCUUAGAAAGGGAUGCCAAGGAUUCCUUGCUAGUGUAGUGGAGUUACAAAGUGGAGAAUCGGAGAUAGGAGACAUUCCCAUUGUGAGGGAGUUUUCAGAUGUUUUUCCUGAUGAUCUACCUGGGUUGCCCCCGGAUCGUGAGAUUGAGUUCUCUAUUGAUCUCCUUCCUGGCACUGCACCUAUUUCUAAGGCACCAUAUAGAAUGGCACCCUCAGAGUUGAAAGAACUUAAGGAGCAAUUGGUAGAAUUGUUGGACAAAGGGUUUAUUCGCCCUAGUGCCUCGCCUUGGGGAGCUCCAGUUUUAUUUGUCAAGAAAAAGGAUGGAUCUAUGAGAUUAUGUAUUGAUUAUCGUGAGCUUAAUAGAGUCACCAUAAGGAAUAAAUAUCCUUUGCCUCGUAUCGAUGACCUAUUUGAUCAGUUGCAAGGAGCACAAGUCUUUUCUAAGAUUGAUCUUCAUUCUGGUUACCAUCAGUUGAAGAUUAAGGGUGAGGAUAUACCAAAGACGGCCUUUUGGACUAGAUAUGGUCAUUAUGAAUUUUUGGUGAUGCCGUUUGGAUUAACUAAUGCCCCUGCUGCUUUUAUGGAUUUGAUGAAUAGGGUAUUUCAUGAGUACUUGGACCGAUUUGUCAUUGUGCUCAUUGAUGAUAUUUUGAUUUAUUCUAAG